AUGGAUGGCAAGGUCAUCCAGGCCGGAAAGUUCGACAACAAAUCCACCAACGAGGAACGAGAUGCACUUCUGCGCACUCUUUUGGAUACUGCAGAGGCCGCGGAGAAUAUCGGCGAUCACGACGAAAUGGAUGACGAUGAAAUGAACGAAAUCAUGGCCCGCUCUGAAGAGGAAAUCCCUAUUUUCCAGGAGGUCGACCGACAGCGAAUUGCCUCCGAUACCUACGGCCCUGGUCACCGCUACCCCCGACUCAUGUGUGAACAAGAGUUGCCCGAGAUUUACAUGCAGGAAGACAACCCUGUUACAGAGGAAAUUGAGGUUGAGGUUACUGGCCGUGGUGCCCGUGAGCGCAAGAUCACCAAGUACGAUGAUGGCCUUACCGAGGAGCAGUGGUUGAUGGCAGUGGAUGCCGACGAUGACACCAUCGAAGACGCCAUUGCACGCAAGGAGGCUCGUGUUGAGCGUCGCAAGUCUAAUAAACUUGGCCAGGGCGAAGAUUCCUCACCCGAGCCAUCCAUUAUUGACGACGACGAAACCCCUCAAAAACAAAAACGCCGCCGUGGUCCUCCUCCCAAGCGCAAGGCCGAAGAGAUUGUGGAGGAAACUCCGCAACCCAAGCGUAAGCGAGGUCGCCAGCCUAAGGUUCCAGACACUCUUAACCCCACUGAUCGUGCCAACUUGAACCGCAUCCUUGAGACCGUCAUUCAAUCAUUGAUUGACAUGGAGGCUGAAGUGCAGCCCGAAGGCUCCGAUAGUGAGGAGGGUCCCAUGAUCCGUGCGAUCAUCGAUCCCUUCAUGAAGCCUCCGCCACGCAACUACUACCCUGAUUAUUACAUGAUCAUUCAAAACCCCAUCGCCAUAGACAACAUUCAAAAGAAGAUCAAGCGUAACGACUAUCAGAAUCUGAAGUCGUUCCGCAAUGAUAUUCACCUCCUUUGUCAGAAUGCCCGCACAUACAAUGAAGAUGGCAGUAUCCUCUUCCAGGAUGCCAACGACAUCGAGAACAAGGCGUUGUCGGAGCUGAGAAGACUGACUGAAGCUCACCCUGAGCUCGGUGGCUUUGAAGACCAGCCCGCAGAUAACUCAGCCGGGUUCGCCUCGGGUGCUGAGACUCCUCUAGGGGGCGGCACCCCAGGCCAGCCCAAGCUGAAGCUCACCUUCAACAACCCCAACCGAGACAGCCCGAGCAAUGGGGCUGAAUUCGGCUUUGACCAAUGA
Penicillium olsonii is the source of this 1218-nucleotide messenger RNA. The record is from the annotation of a GenBank genome assembly. NCBI's taxonomy places the organism in Eukaryota, Fungi, Ascomycota, Eurotiomycetes, Eurotiales, Aspergillaceae.